AUGAAAACAACAAAGUUAAUUUUUCUGUGGUUACUAGCCCUUCAUGUCAAUGCUGUUCCACUCCCCAAUGCCGAGUCUCGUACACCAUAUGAAUUUCAUUUAGGCGGCUCAGAGACCCCAGUAAAUCAGACAGCUUUACAUUCACCUCAUACAGCUACCAUAAUUGAUAAGGAUACGAAGUUACCCCAUGGUUCAGAUGAACUGGAUUCAAAUAAUGGUACCCUGACACUUUCAACUCAUCCAGAAAGUUAUCCACACCAUGACACCUCAACAAGGAACUCUCCUCCAAAACAUUAUACAGAAAAAUCCCCAUAUCUCAUAUUAAUUCCAAUAUGUUUUAUUCUCGGACUAUUUUGGGCUAUUCUUUCAUACUGGCCUUUGAAAUACAGUUAUAAUUUGUUGAUUAAGAAAUGGUGUGAUAUUGAGCUUGGUGAUUAUUCAAAAGUUUCAACAAAUUUUAGAAAAGUAUUCUGUUUUCAAUUCUUUCUUUUGGUUAUUGUGGUCAUUAUUUUUAUGAUCCCCUCCCUUCCGUGGUUUAUAGCAGGAGGUAUUGGUUUUGCAGUUCAAGAAUUUUUCCACUGGUUAGCAAGACGAAACAAUGAUCGAUUUGAUAGAGAGCGUGCAAUUCAACAAGGAGCUGCGAAAGAAACCAAAAAAUACACUAGAGUUACCAGAACAGAUGUGGAUGAAUAUGUACCACAUUUUGAUACAUUGUUGGCUCAAAGUUACAAGCCAACAUCAAAGUCAAGAAGUUUUAAUGAUUUCACCAAAUUUGGGAAACUGAAAUCAGAGAAACCAGACUUGGUGUCUGAGGAUUUUUGUGUGUUGUGUUUGGAUGCGUAUUCUGAUGACUCGGAGGUUUUAUUGUUACCAUGUGAACAUUAUUUCCAUUUCAAGUGCUUCAGAAGAAUGGGGAUAAUGCCCCAGGAGCUUAUAAUUUUCAAGUAUAUGAUCUCUCAUCGCUGCACCCUUAUGGAUACUAAUAAUGACAUUUGGUAG
Messenger RNA from Hansenula anomala, 999 nucleotides. RefSeq lists its product as uncharacterized. Bases 1 to 999 code for a protein of 332 amino acids. The transcript is spliced from 3 exons. The record is from RefSeq and is a predicted model, not a curated record. Lineage: Eukaryota; Fungi; Ascomycota; Saccharomycetes; Phaffomycetales; Wickerhamomycetaceae.